Messenger RNA from Enhydra lutris kenyoni (northern sea otter), 5632 nucleotides. Its product is annotated as transcription factor 3. Gene Ontology annotation, molecular function: DNA-binding transcription factor activity, RNA polymerase II-specific; RNA polymerase II cis-regulatory region sequence-specific DNA binding; protein dimerization activity. The record is from RefSeq and is a predicted model, not a curated record. The transcript has 18 exons. Gene Ontology annotation, cellular component: transcription regulator complex. Bases 894 to 2852 code for a protein of 652 amino acids. Lineage: Eukaryota; Metazoa; Chordata; Mammalia; Carnivora; Mustelidae. Gene Ontology annotation, biological process: immunoglobulin V(D)J recombination; regulation of transcription by RNA polymerase II.
CUCCACCGGCGCUCGGGAACGGAAGCGCCUGCGGCCGGGCCGGGGAAGCCCUGCUUCGGGGACACCCCAGCCCACCCCGGAGCGGCGGGCGAGGGAUGUUUUCAAAGUUGCUCGAAAAUAAUUCCCGGAUACAUCGUGACAAUAAAGCGAGCUGGGGGCGGUUUUUUUCUGCGAUCCGAGCUGGGUUGUUUUCUUUGCGGGGGGAGGGGGUGAGGGGUGGAGGGGAGCUUAGUAGGCAGGUCCCUGCACCGGGCGCCCUCCUUCCCUCCCGUGCGGACUUGGGAAGACCGUUGAGCCUUUUUACUGAAGCUUGUUUUUAGCUUUGAAUUUUGGGGCGACCUGGUUUUCAACAGGCUGGGACAGUUGUUGGGGGGCGGGGGUCACGACAUUUCCCGUGGGGUGGGGCCUGGGCUGCCCUCCCUCCUCCGUGGCGGUGGCACGCCUGGGGGGGCUGAUGUUGGGAAGGAGAGAUGGGGGGGAGAAGGGCGGGUUCUGACGCAUUGGGGAAGGGACCACUCCCAGCCUGCAUCCCCUUUGAAAUUUGCCAUCUGACUCCUUGGUGGUCUUGGAGGGCUUUAGAGAAUGUGUAUUUGCGGACUCCCCCUUUCCCCCCACCCAAGUGUUCAAACUUCCUGAGGGCUCUGGGGAGAGGUCUCUAGGGGCCCAAAGCAGGUCCUGGCAGCUCUGCCCCCACCCCCAGGGUCAGGAAGGGGCUCCUUCUGGGAAGACCCAAGCUCUCAGGGCCGUUAGAAGAAGGGCUCUCCUACUCCCCAUCUGUCCACCUCUUCCACCAUCACUCAGAUCUCUUCUUUGCUCUCCGUCUCCCCGUGUGUCUGUCCCCUUCUCUGUAGGGCCGUCUCUAGGCCUGAGGUGCCUCCUCUGGGCCCUGGAGGAUGAACCAGCCACAGAGGAUGGCGCCCGUGGGCACAGACAAGGAGCUCAGUGAUCUCCUGGACUUCAGCAUGAUGUUCCCCCUGCCAGCGGCCCACGGCAAGGGCCGGCCCACCUCCCUGGCCGGCGCCCAGUUUGGAGGCUCAGGGCUGGAGGACCGGCCCAGCUCGGGCUCCUGGGCCACUGGUGACCAGAACAACUCCUCCUUUGACCCCAGCCGGACCUACGGGGAUGGCACGCACUUCAGCGAGCCCCACGGCAGCCUGUCUUCGUCCACAUUCCUGGGCCCCGGGCUUGGAGGCAAGGGCAGCGAGCGGAGUACGUACACCACCUUCGGGAGAGACGCGGGUGUUGGCGGCUUGAGUCAGGCCGGCUUCCCGCCCAGCGAGCUGGCCCUCGGGAGCCCCGGGCCGCUGUCCCCUUCAGGCCCCAAGGCCGGUGUCCAGUAUUACUCCUACCCCAGCCACGCUCGGCGCAGAGCCGCGGAGAGCGGACUGGACUCGCAGCCCAAGAAGGUCCGGAAGGUGCCGCCGGGUCUCCCAUCCUCGGUGUACCCGUCCAGCUCAGGUGAGGACUACGGGAGGGACAGCACCGCCUAUGCACCUGCCAAGGCCCCCAGCAGCGCCUAUCCCCCCCCCUUUUACAUGUCAGAUGGCAGCCUGCACCCUGCGGCCGAGCUCUGGAGCCCCUCCGGCCAGGCGGGCUUUGGGUCGGUGCUGGGUGGGGCCUCGUCACCCUUGCCCCUCCCCCCAGGCGGUGGCGGCUCUGUCGGGGGCAGCGCGGGCUUCGGCAGCCUGCACCAGCACGAGCGUAUGGGCUACCAGCUGCACGGGACAGAGGUGAACGGCGGGCUCCCGGCCGCGUCCGGCUUCUCCUCGGCCCCUGCGGCCGCCUAUGGCGGCGUCUCCAGCCACACACCCCCCGUCAGCGGGGCCGACAGUCUCCUGGGCUCCCGCGGGACUACUGCUGGCAGCUCUGGGGAUGCUCUGGGGAAGGCAUUGGCCUCGAUCUACUCCCCAGAUCACUCAAGCAAUAACUUCUCCUCCAGCCCCUCGACCCCCGUGGGCUCCCCCCAGGGCCUCGCAGGGACAUCGCAGUGGCCCCGGCCAGGAGCCCCUGGUGCCUUAUCGCCUAGCUACGAUGGGGGUCUCCACAGCCUGCAGAACAAGAUGGAGGACCGCCUGGACGAGGCCAUCCACGUGCUGCGUAGCCACGCGGUGGGCGCCUCGGCGGACGUCCACGGGCUGCUGCCCGGCCAUGGGGCUCUGGCCUCAGGCUUUACCGGCCCCGUCAUGCCGCUGGGGGGCCGACACACAGGCCUGGUGGGAGGCGGCCCCUCGGAAGACAGCCUUGCGGGCAGCAGCAGCCUCCUGCACAACCACGUGGCCCUCCCCGGCCAGCCUGGCGCCCUCCCCGAGCUCGCUCGGCCACCGGACUCCUACAGCGGACUCGCGCGCCCUGGGGCGGUCUCGGGCGCCGGUGAGAUCAAACGGGAGGAGAAGGAGGACGAGGAGAACACAUCCGCGGCCGACAACUCCGAGGAGGAGAAGAAGGAGCUGAAGCCCCCGCGGCCUCGGACCAGCCCGGACGAGGACGAGGACGACCUUCUCCCCCCAGAGCAGAAGGCUGAGCGGGAGAAGGAGCGCCGGGUGGCCAAUAACGCGCGCGAGCGGCUGCGGGUCCGAGACAUCAAUGAGGCUUUUAAGGAGCUGGGGCGCAUGUGUCAGCUGCACCUCAACAGUGAGAAGCCCCAGACCAAACUGCUCAUCCUGCACCAGGCCGUGUCGGUCAUCCUGAACCUGGAGCAGCAGGUGCGAGAGCGUAACCUGAACCCCAAAGCGGCUUGCUUGAAGCGACGAGAAGAGGAGAAGGUGUCGGGCGUGGUCGGAGACCCCCAGAUGGUGCUUUCCGCCGCUCACCCGGGCCUGGGCGAGGCCCACAACCCCGCGGGGCACCUGUGAGGAGGGGGCGCGGCCCGGGGCCAGCGACCCAGCCCGGUCCCUGCCGGCAGCACGGCCUCCACCCUGGGCCUCACCAUCCCGACGCCUGGGGGCGGCCCCGAUGGAUCCUGAAACCACGGCCUGGGCCGGAAGGGGCAGUUUUGUUUUGUUUUGUUUGUAAACAAAACCGGGAAGCAAGCGAGAUGAACACUUUGUCCGAAAAGAGAAAAAAAUGCCUUAAGUAGAAAACGCGGGAGAGUCCGAACCUCCCCUUGCGGGAGGGAGAAGCGGGACGGGCUCGCUCUCCUGCAGCCGUGAAUCGUGCCUACGCCUGACCUGUGUCUUAAGGAAAAUAAAGAACGUUAGUUAGAUUUUUUUUAAUGUCUUAGGAAAUUAGCAGGGAGGAUGCUUUUGGUCUCUUUUUUUUUUUUUUUUAAGCUUUUUUGCAUAUGUUUUGUAAGCAACAAUUUUGUAUAAAAGUUUUGUGUCUCUUGCUGCUUCUGCUGCUGUUUCUAGACCUGAGCGUGGCUUUUCACAGUCAACCAGGUCAUUAAAAGUCAUAUUGAAAAGACCCACCGUGAACCUGAGAGCCCGAGCCCCAGAGCCGCUGGUGCAGGAGGGAUAGCGGACCCCUCUGCUCGCGGCUGGUUCAGAGGGUGGGUGGUUUCCUCGCUUCUUGUAGGAGGGACAUUGUGGGCCCCCUUUGCCCUGGUGGGGGUUAUCCUUGGGGAGCCCUUGCUGCGUCCUCACCCCUCCCUCGGGAAGGGGGUGGGGGGUGUCUGCAGGGCGGCAGCUCUGCUCCCCAGCCCUUCCCCCUCAGCCUGUGGGCCCGCACAGUCUGCAGACCUCCCCAGAUGGGAUUUUGUCAGACCACUGCUUCUGGGCACAGGGACCAUACGACAGGAGCUUGAUGGAGGGGGGGUGUCCCCAGGCACCGCAUUCUUCGUUCCUUUGACCUGGGGCCCUGGCCUGUUCUCUGAUCUCUGGCAGAGGACCUGCAGAAGACUCUGGGCCAGCACAUCAACCCCCAACCCAAGUGACUGACCCCAAACUCUGAAAAGCUCCAGGCUUUGGCCCUGAUCACCUGCAAGACCAGAAGGGUGUGGGCCAUAUCCAGGCCCGGCUUCCAGGCCUCCCCACGUCCCCUGCCUGCAGGGGGAACCAGCUCCACGCAGGGCUCCCCAGGCCUAAACCAAAGGUCCCUGCAGUUGCUGGGACACCCAGACAGCUGCCCCUCUGUGCAUCCCCCAGGUGCAGGGUCAGGCCUGCGGGGCUCCAGGCUCCUUCCUGUAACCACCUGGCUCCCGCCACCACAAGUGCAUGCACACGACUUCUGGACCCCAGGUGGCCACGUUCACUUCCCCCGCAACCCUCCCCCGCUGCACUCCCAGAACAGUGGGGCUGUCUGAUGCCCUCACACCCUGUGACUGGCACACCCUGAGGCCAGGAGCUGGACACCCCAAGGCAAGCACCAGGCAGGACCUGUGGGCUGCCUCCCAAGCCCUGAUGUCACCUCGGUCCUCCAACUGAUGCUGCCCACACCCCCCAGACGGUUCUGGGGACGGCGAGGAGUCGUUGGCAAGGGGCCCUCCUUGGUGCCUCCCCUGGUCUGUGUGGGUCUGGUGGGUCCUGUCUCAGUGUCCCUUGGUCUACAUGGAGCCACUCGCCCCCCCCCCCCAACUACUACUGGACUGUUCUGUACCCGUAAAUAGCCCUUGGGAAUGGGAAGAGACACAAGUAAGGGAAAACCGUGCUGAGUGCCUUAAGAUAUCUGGUUUUCAAACAAAACUUUAAGAAAAAUAAUUUUAUACAAGUGUCAACAUGGCUGGCUGGAUUCUUUGGGAUGUGUUAAGGGCCCCUCUCUUGAGCGGCUCUGGAGACCUGUCCUGUGUAGCACAGAGCCGCAGCAAUAAGUGUGAUAUCCUAUGGCCCCACGGCUGUCCCCUGGCUCUUCAGCUGCUGUGUGGUUCCAGCGGGGGGCAGGGCAGGCGGAAGGGGGUGCCACGCCAGGUAGGGGGCAUGGCAUUCUGCCCCGCAUGCAGGUGCUGAGGCCUCUGCCCUGCAUGUGAUCCCCUGGGGGCAGCUGUCACAGAGCCCCACACGGGGACGGGGUCUGAAACCACUGGGACCGAUUCUCCUGUGCUGGGGCCAGGCCCCCCAGAUCCUGGUGUGGCGGGGCCGCGCUCCCUCCUUGGGCUCCAGAGGAGGGUCCCUUCUGCCUCUCCCAGGUCCGGGGCCUCCAGGCAUCCCUGCGGUUGCGGCCACAUCACUCAGAGCCUGUCCCGGGGGCACUAGGUGCCUCCCCGUGCAUCUGUCACGAGGACGCACCAGUCAUUGACGGCCUCACGGCCUCCCCUUCCUGUACGACCUCAACUGAACCGACUGUACGUGCAAAGAUCCUGUAUCCAAAUAAGGUCCCGUUCCCAGGACUGGGGGGACAGGACGUGAGCGUGAGUCUUUGGGGGACAGGUACCACGAGGGUCUGACUGGGGCCACGGUGAGCAAGGCCAGCAAAGCCAGAGUGAUGGGAGGGGCCCAUGGCAAUUCCACAUUCUAGAACCAAAGCACCUUGGGUCAGGUGGGGAAUCUCUACUUGUAAUAAGAGGUUCUGGGAUCUGGACGCGGGACUGGCUCAUGGGGAAAGCCACUCCCUGAGAGGCUGCCUGUUAAUUUUUAUAAUUAAUGUAAUAUGCCAAAGGCCACUGAAUUAUGCACAUUAAGUCUAUAAAUGGGAUGGUGUGUCAACACCAUCAAGACAGUUUAUGGGCCCCCGGGUGGCUCAGGCAGUUGAGCUGCUAUCC